UGAUCCCACACUUUUCAAUUGUCUUUUUCAUGAUUAGCGUUGUCGAUUUUUAAAAUAUGGAAUGUGUUCAUCAGUCACAGGCGAGCAUUGAAAAAUAUGACGCAUUAUCAGAUUUUCUCAAGAAGUUUUACAUUCCAUCGUACGUUCUCUCGCCUGAAGACGAAGCUGUGGCGGUGCCAAGUACUCCACCUGAGAGCCCGAUUCUCGUAUUUAUCAACUCCAAAAGUGGAGGUCAACUCGGUGGAGAACUCAUUCUUACCUACCGUUCUCUUCUCAACGACAAGCAGGUUUUCGAUCUUAACGUAGAGACUCCGGAUAAGGUGCUACAGAGGAUCUAUCUUAACCUAGAGAGGCUAAAGCACGAUGCUCUGACUUGCAAGAUUAAGGAGAAGUUGAAAAUAAUUGUUGCAGGGGGGGAUGGCACAGCUAGUUGGCUCCUUGGAGUUGUUUGUGAUCUUGAGUUAUCCAAUCCACCUCCAAUUGCUACUAUCCCCUUGGGUACAGGAAAUAACCUUCCAUUUGCAUUUGGAUGGGGUAAGAAAAAUCCUGGAACAGACAAGUCUUCUGCGGAGUCAUUUUUGGCUCAAGUGAUUAAGGCCAAAGAGAUGAAGAUAGACAAUUGGCACGUACUUAUGCGGAUGAAGUCUCCCAAAAAAGGCUCUCUUGAUUCUAUCGAGCUACCACCUUCUCUACAUGCAUUUCGUCGUGCUUCUCCAUCAGAUCAAGCAAAUAUGGAAGGUUACCACACAUUUCGUGGGGGAUUCUGGAAUUACUUUAGCUUGGGGAUGGAUGCUCAAACAUCUUAUGAGUUUCAUUCUCAGAGAAAAUUACAUCCUGAAAAUUUUAAAAAUCAGCUGGUCAAUCAGAGCAGAUAUUUAAAGCUUGCUUGCAAACAAGGGUGGUUUUGUGCCUCUCUUCUUCACCCUUUUUCACAUAACAUAGCUCAGCUAGCACAAGUUAAGAUUUGUGACAAAAGUGGCCAGUGGAACGACCUUCACAUUCCCCAAAGCAUCAGGUCCGUCGUAUGUUUGAAUCUUCCUAGCUUUUCUGGAGGACUAAAUCCUUGGGGAGCACCAAAUCCCAAGAAACAAUAUGAUAGAAGCCUGACUCUGCCAUUCGUAGAUGAUGGACUCAUCGAAAUCGUUGGUUUUAGAAAUGCUUGGCAUGGUCUUGUUCUCCUCGCUCCAAAGGGUCAUGGAACAAGACUUGCUCAGGCAAAUCGGAUUCGGUUUGAAUUUAAGAAAGGUGCAGCGAAGCAUGCAUACAAGAUGGAUGGAGAGCCUUGGAAACAACCAUUGCCACUUGAUGAUGAAACUGUGAUAUUAGAGAUUUCACAUCAUGGACAAGUGAACAUGCUUACAACUGAAAAUUGCAUGUCCAAAAGCAUGUAUGAGUCUUCACCCAAAGUCCGGUUUAGUGAUGAUGGAACUGAAGAUGAACCAUUAGUGGCUAACUGUGAGGAAGAGUUUAGAAAGUUUGGUGCAGCUGAUACAUUUAAGGUUCCCAGUGAUGUUUGAUUUUCUUUCUGUUUCAGGAAGAUAAAUGUUUUUUUUUAAUUCUAAAAUAUAAAAUUUAAAGUUGUUUAUCUAUUUUUUAUUAACUGAUAAUGAUAUAUUUAAUUUUUUUAAAACCAAUAAAGUUUGUUGAACUAUUAUUUGUUUAAAAUAAUUAAUAUAUUAAUCAAACCUAAAUUUGUUAAAGAAAAACUGAAAAAGCUAUUAAAUGUGAAAGAGAAUAUCUAUUAUUUUAGUAAUCAUUUAGGGCAAUUGUCAAUAAUAGCACCUUUUGAAGUUUAUGUCCCAAAAAUAGCACUAGAAGGAGAAAGUCACAAAAAUAGGUUUCAUCAAAAGGGUAAUUUACCCUUAUACCCUUUGUUAUAAGAAUUAAAAAAAAACAUUUUAUUUCCUUCGAUCGCGAAUCCUGUCGUCUCCUCUCCGGAAUCUUCAAACCCUCACCGGCACUGUCGUCUCCGACUCGGGAAUCGUCGUCUCCGGCUCAGGAAUCAUCUUCUCCGACUCGGGAAUCGUCGUCUCCGGCUCGGGAAUCAUCUUCUCCGGCUCGCUAGUCAUCUUCUUCGGCUCGCUAAUCAUUUUCUUCGGCUCGCCAAUCAUCUUCUCCCGCUCGCUAAUCAUCUUCUCCGCCUCGCUAAUCAUCUUCUCCGGCUAUCUAAUCAUCAGCGUCACACUCUCUACUCUCAAAAUCGGACACAAAUCACUAUGUAGCUUUUUAAAAUUAGGGUUUUUGAAUUAAAAUUUGGGAAGCUUGCGUUUUGAUUUUGAUUUGUUUGUUACUCUUUCUUAUUAACCAGCGAAGCAAAUGAAAGACUUUUGAAUUGUGGGAACACAAAGUUGUUGGAGCAUAAUUCAUCUCUUUGAGGUAUGUUGCAGAUUCAACCUUCUGUGUGUUUGUACAAAUUUAUAAAAUAAAAGUUUGUUGUCUCUUGCUGCAUCUAUUGAAUGUUUUUAGAAGAUUUCCAGAAAGCAUUUGUUGCUGCAUCUAUUAAAUGUUGAAAAUUGAAACUCGGAUGGUAACACAUUUUGAAACUUUUUUGCUUGGAGUCUUGUUUUGAUUAGGAAUGUUGAUAUUUUUGAUAGGGUUUUGAAUUUGCUUAUGAGUCUUUUGUUGCUUGUGAAACUGUCUAGUGUUUAUAAGAAUUUCAGGAAGCAUUUGUUGUGUUAUUUCAGGAAAGCCUUCCAGAAAAGUUUGAAAUUUUUUUUUCCUUGUUUACGCAGGAUAGAAACAAGAUGGGAGAUUCAGUACCUCUAAAACUAGCACUGCCAGAGCUGAAGUAUCCUAUUGGUUCACAGCCAAAGGAAAAGUCAGCAAUCAACCAAUACUCUGGUUCAGAUUAUAUCUCUAUUGUCAAAAGCAUCCUAAAACCAGAUGAGAUGAUAAGAGUCCGAGGAUCAUUUCUGGGACCUGUAAUGAAGCUCAGUGAGAGAGGAUUGAAGUUAUCAGCAAAGAUAGUCUACGCCAUUCUCACUAGAAGCAUCGUUUCUGUUAAGGAGAAUGAAGCCUGGUUCCAUUUCGGUGCGCAGCCAAUGAGGUUCUCUAUAAGAGAAUUUCAUAUGAUGACAGGCUUGAAAUGUAGUGGUGCAUUAGAAGGACCACGAAGGGAAACCGAGAGAUUUAAUUGGGAAUUGCUAAAGGGGCGUAGUCAUAAGUUAAGUGACGUGGUGGACCAGCUCAGAAACACAAGAGAAGAUGCUUCUGAGGAGAGAAUAUGCCUCGCAAUGCUCAUCCUGGUAGAGAGCAUAUUAUUGCGGAAGAGCAAAGGAGGGAGUUUUCCUUUGGAAUAUGCGAAAAAUGCACAGGAUAUGACAUAUCCAUGGGGAAAAGAGGCUUACAUUGUGCUCCUGAAGUCAAUUCAAAACGCUGUCGCGAAUCAUUUGGAGAAUAAAUCCAAAUUUGAGUUGCAAGGUUAUCCUCUAGUAUUCCUUCUUUGGAUACUAGAGUCGAUUCCUUUGCUAAGGGAUAAGUUCAGUAAGUGUGUACCAACAGUUGAGGUUCCUGGGCCGACUUACUUGUGUGAAAAAUACACUGAGGUAGAGAAUCCAUCACUUGAUAGGGUUUUACAGGUUGAAGCUGAUACAAAGGUAAGCUUUUCCAAGUAUAUGUUUCUCAGUUUAUUUGGCUUCUUCUUUUUAAUAUGUUUCUCAUUGGUCUUUUUUUAAAUACUCUCAGCUGAAGGUCCAUUGCAUACUACCUUCUAUUCCUCAUGAUCCAGAAGAUGAUAUCUCCAUUGAAGACAAAUAUAGUGACGAGCUGGAAACAGUGAAAGAUGUAACAAAGAAAGGGUACAAGAUUACAGCCGAUGACUGGGAAAAUAGGUGUGUAGACACAUU
Brassica rapa (field mustard) is the source of this 3845-nucleotide messenger RNA. Its product is annotated as diacylglycerol kinase 6. Gene Ontology annotation, biological process: phospholipase C-activating G protein-coupled receptor signaling pathway. The record is from RefSeq and is a predicted model, not a curated record. Gene Ontology annotation, molecular function: ATP-dependent diacylglycerol kinase activity. Gene Ontology annotation, cellular component: membrane. NCBI's taxonomy places the organism in Eukaryota, Viridiplantae, Streptophyta, Magnoliopsida, Brassicales, Brassicaceae.